This is a messenger RNA of Suillus discolor, 2814 nucleotides long. RefSeq lists its product as uncharacterized. The record is from RefSeq and is a predicted model, not a curated record. The coding region runs from base 1 to 2814 and encodes 937 amino acids. NCBI's taxonomy places the organism in Eukaryota, Fungi, Basidiomycota, Agaricomycetes, Boletales, Suillaceae. The transcript is spliced from 12 exons.
AUGCCGGAUGAGAUCUCUCAUGUGCAACUCAAACGACGGGCGUUUAGUGCCCAGCGCAUUCAAUGUUCCUACCCAGGCUGCAAACACUGGUUGAAAAAUGCCUCUGGGCUGAAGCAUCAUCAAAGCUCGGCCCAUAGCCACUCGUUUACCCAUCCUGGUUCGCAAUGCAUGCAACGUGCUUCUGUUGAAGAAAUCAAAGAUGAAGAAGCUCAGAGACGCACCAACAACGAGCUCUGGGAGUUAAAGCAUGGACUCAUUCGGGAUUAUCACGAGACGCUGACUGGUCGUAUUUGUGAUGAGAAUGGCAACUUUCUCAAUCCUGGUACUCCUCCUCCACCAUACACGGCAAAAAGUCCUGACGACUGGACUCCGUAUCGCAACCGACUAGAGUUUGAGUGUGCGAAUUUUAUAUACACUGAAAACCAGAUGUCCGCUGGUGAUAUCAACAAGAUUCUCUACUUGUGGGGAAUCACUCUCGCUGUUCAUCAUGACAAUCCACCAUUUGCUGACUACAGGGACUUAUACAAUACUAUCGACGCAACACCGCUAGGUGAUGUUGCAUGGGAAAACUUCUCCCUGAAGUACAACGGCAAUAAACCCACUGGAGAGUGUCCGCUCUGGAUGGAACAGUCAUACGAGGUUUGGUUCCAGGACCCUCAUACUGUCGCCAAGAACAUGCUCGCGAAUCCAGAUUUCAAAGGUGGAAUAGAUUAUACACCCUACCGUGAAUUUCAGGAGAAGGAUGAGCAACACCGCUAUAAGGACUUCAUGUCAGGAGACUGGGCCUGGCAGCAAGCAGACGAAAUUGCACAGGACCCACAAACACAUGGUGCAGCUUUCAUUCCCAUCAUCAUAGGCAGCGACAAGACAACAGUGUCCGUCGCUACCGGUCAAAAUGACUACUAUCCUUUGUAUCUUUCGAUUGGAAACAUCCACAAUAAUAUUCGGCGGGCGCAUCGCAACGCAUUGGCUCUGGUUGGAUUCUUGGCAAUCCCUAAGACGGAAAAAAAGAAUUCAGAUGACAUAAAAUACCGCAAGUUCAAGAAGCAGUUGUUUCACUCCUCGUUGUCGAAGAUCUUCGCCAAUCUCAAACCUGGAAUGACGACUCCAGAACAGGUGGUAUUGGCAUGCAUGGUCAAAGAUUGGUGUGGAAGAUGCCUUGCAUUUCCCUCAAAUCUUGAUGAAGGAGGUGUUUCUCGGUCACAUGAACACACUGAUGCGCUUGUGGAUUCUGUCGAUUUUGGUAUACUUUGGGAUGAGUAUGGUAUUAUUGGCGAGCUAGUGCCCUUCACCAACGACUUUCCUCGUGCUGACAUUCAUGAGUUGCUCGCCCCCGACAUACUGCACCAGCUCAUCAAAGGAACAUUCAGGGAUCACCUUGUUGAAUGGGUGGGUCAAUACCUCGAACUCACACAUGGAAAAAUGUGUGCCAAGGCAAUUUUAGAUGAUAUUGACCGAAGAAUUGCUGCCGCACCACCCUUCCCUGGCCUACAACACUUUCCGCAAGGGCGUGGAUUCUCACAAUGGACGGGCAAUGACUCCAAGGCACUGAUGAAGGUCUAUCUACUGGCAAUACAAGGCCAUGUACCAGACGAUAUGGUUCAGGCAUUUCGAGCCUUGCUAGAGUUCUGCGACAUCGUGCGCACGGAUGUGGUUACAGACGACACUCUCACAGAGCUGAAAGAUGCCCUUAGGCAUUUUCAUACUUACUGUACCAUUUUCCAGACUACCAGUGUCCGUUUCAACAUUUCCCUACCCCGACAACACUCUCUCAUCCACUAUGAGCUUCUCAUCCGAAUGUUUGGUGCUCCAAAUGGCCUCUGCUUGUCGAUCACGGAAUCAAAACAUAUCACGGCGGUAAAGCAACCAUGGCGACGUUCAAGCAAGUACAAUGCACUCAGCCAGAUGCUCCUUGCCAAUCAGUGCCUGGACAAAAUCACAGCAGCAAGAGUUGACUUUACAAUGUGUGGCAUGCUCAAAGGGUCUUGCACCUUCAGCUACUACAAUUCAUUUUUUGAGAAUCCCUCAUAUAUUGGCAAUGAUGAUGGAGACCCGGAGGUCCAACAGAGCCGAGCACGUGCAGCGAAUAAUCCCUUUGCUACUGAGAGCGAUGACUUCGAUGAUGUUGAGGAUCAGGGCAUCAUGGAUGACAUGGAUGUCAUUGCUGAUGUGCAGUUAGCAUGGACUUGUCAACAAAAACACGCCCGCACCAUUGCUGAUCUUGCAGGUGAACUUGGCAUCCCAUCGUUCCCAACCCUCAUUUGUCUCUUCUUGUACGACCAAAUACAUGCAGAUGACCACCAUUCUUCUGCCGACAUUCCACUUUGCAACUGUCCAUCCUACAUGGGACCAAUCAAGAUUUUCCAUUCGGCCACUGCAACUUUUGUUGCACCCAGUGAUCCAAGUGGAAUCACUGGCAUGCACCGUCAGCACAUCCGUGCUGCGCCUUCGUGGCGCAACGGACCAGGCCGCUUUGACUGCGCCUUUGUCAACACGGAUGAUAGGCAUGAUGGAAUGUUAAGCAUGGAUGUUGUUCGAAUAUUCUGCUUUUUUUCUUUCACUUUCACUAACGGUCGCACAUAUCCAUACGAGCUCACAGGAAUGUGGAUGGUGGCACCAUCUUUCAACAAAGAUGGCUCUUGUGAUCUGUCAAUCAUCCAUAUUGACAGUAUCAUUUGUAGUGCUCACUUACUCCCAAUAUUUGGUACACAGUUCGUACCAUGCGGUCUUCAAUUCUAUGAUUCUCUGGAUGUCUAUCGAGGAUUCUACGUAAAUCGGUUCAUAGAUCACCAUGCUUUCGUGCUGGCAUCUUAA